Messenger RNA from Theobroma cacao (cacao), 584 nucleotides. NCBI's taxonomy places the organism in Eukaryota, Viridiplantae, Streptophyta, Magnoliopsida, Malvales, Malvaceae. The record is from RefSeq and is a predicted model, not a curated record.
CAAGUGGCGAGUCUCUUUAGCCUUAGGGUUGGUUCGCAGAGCCUGAUUCGGAGCUCAUGGCUUGCACAAUAGAUUUCCGCCGCCUAGAUGAAGGCUUCGGCGGCAAAACUUACAAACGAAAGCGCCAAGAAUCGCAAAUUACCGCCAGCAGCAACGAUGAUGCUGCCGCCGCCGUGGCUACGUCCAUGGACGUCGACGAUUCUUGUCGCCGACCCGCGAAGCGCUCUGCGUUGCCUUCCUCCGAUGACCCCGACAAACCCACCUUCGGUCGACCCACCUACGACGGCGUGAUUGCGGGAAAGGUGUCGGGUCGGAACUGGAAGCAGACACGAAAGCAGCGUGCUUCCGCGAAGCACGUGAGUGUAAAGCGGACGACUUUCGAGGAAAGAGAUAGGCAGAAGGAGAUAAAGAGAGCUUACAAGGAGAGGAUGAAUGAGUUGAAGGAAGAGAUUAGGCAAAACAAGAUUGAGAAGAGAAAGAAGAGAGAGGAGAGGGAGAAGAAGAAGAAAGAGAACAUUUUGAGGUCUGGGACUAAGUUUCAGAAGAUUACCAAUCCCAAUANGGAUAUCCAUUACCAUUCAUAG